GGUGCUUCACUCUGCUGCUUCUGCCUCAUUCUCUGCGGCGCUGGGCUCUGCACAAGCUUGCUCCCUCUCCCUCUUUGCUCUCUCAUUUCUGGAGAGCAGCAGCAGUGCAAGUUGCUGGGGAAGUGGUGCAGGAAUUCAGCCCAGAUGCUCUUCAAGCAGGCUGAUCUCUGGAUCCCCCAGCAAGGCAAAUGUCGCAAAGAUGAGAUGACCUCAAGUUUGGGCCUGACCACAAAGAAAGCCCUCACAAUCCUGAGAGACCAAUUGUCAGCACUGCUGGAGGGGCACCAGAAGGAACGGAAAAAAGGCACUUCAUGGAAGGAGGUGUGGAGGAGCAGUUUCCUGUACCAUGGUAACCGCUGCUCCUGCUUCCACUGGCCUGGUGCCUCUCUGAUGCUGCUGGCAGUGCUGUUGCUGCUGUGCUGCUAUGGGAGCCAGCCACAGGGGAGCCAAGGUGCUGAGAUAGUCAAUGCACUGGCACUGUUCCUCCUGCUCCUCUUGGAUCUCCUCAUGAUCGGGCGUCAGGAGAGGCUGAAGUGCAGAGAGGUGGAGAGGAGGCUUCAGACCAUCGUUGAUAAGAUAAACGAUACACUUGGAAAAGAGGUGAAAUGGCCAGACUCCAUGUACCCUGACCUUCACAUGCCUUAUGCCCCAUCCUGGUCCCUUCACUGGGCCUACAGGGAUGGGCAUCUUGUCAACCUGCCCGUGAGCCUCUUGGUGGAAGGAGAUGUUGUGGCUUUGAGGCCAGGCCAGGAAUCAUUUGCUUCUCUGAGAGGGAUUAAGGAUGAUGAGCACAUAGUUCUGGAGCCUGGAGAUCUAUUUCCACCCUUCUCACCCCCACCCUCCCCGAGGGGAGAAGUGAAGAAGGGACCUCAGAAUCCUCAGAUCUAUCGUCUCUUCCGUGUGUUGAAGACCCCAAUAAUUGAUAAUGUCAGGUGGUGCCUGGAAAUGGCUCUGUCACGGCCUGUGACAGCCCUGGAUAAUGAGAGGUUCACUGUACAGUCAGUGAUGCUGAAAUAUGCUGUCCCUAUCGUGCUGGCAGGAUUCCUGAUCACCAAUGCCGUGCGCUUCAUUUUCCACGCUCCUGGAAUUGCUUCCUGGCAGUACACUCUGCUUCAGCUGCAGGUGAAUGGUGUCUUACCCAUCCUUCCAUUGCUCUUUCCUGUCCUGUGGGUUCUUGCUACAGCCUUUGGAGAAGCCAGAGUGUUGGCCCAGAUGAGCAAGGCCUCCUCCACCUCUCUGGAAAUGAUCCGAUGUAUCUGGAGCCACUUCCUCUGUGUUUUAAAAGGCAAAUCCCCAACUCUGAGCUUCACUUCCAGCUUGCUCCACAGUCUGGGAUCUGUCACUGUGCUCUGCUGUGUAGACAAGCAGGGGAUUCUUUCCUGGCCAAACCCCAGCCCAGAGACUGUUCUGUUCUUCAGUGGGAAGGUGGAACCACCUCAUGACAGCCAUGAAGACCUGACUGACGAGCUCUCCACAAGGUCCUUCUGCCACCCUGAGAUGGAAGAUGAGCCCCAUGAAAGAGAUGCUUUGCUCUCUGGCCCCCUGGCAGACACAGUGCACAUGGCCAAUGAGCAGGAGAGGAACAACUGGUCUGGUGAUGCUCCAAAGGCUCCUGAAGCCUCUGCCCACCGGAAGCCAAGCAGCAGAAGCAAACAUCCCUCUGGAUCCAAUGUGAGCUUUAGCAAGGACACAGAGGGUGGAGAGGAGGAGCACACUCAGGUUGUUGGGGACAGCGAGGUGUUGGCUUGUGAGGCUGAAGACUUUGUGUGUGACUACCACCUGGAGAUGCUCAGCCUGUCCCAGGACCAGCAGAACCCCUCCUGCAUCCAGUUUGAUGACUCCAACUGGCACAUGCACCUGAAUUCCCUCAAGCCUCUGGGCCUGAACGUGCUGCUCAACCUGUGCAACGCCGGCGUGACCGAGCGGCUGUGCCGCUUCUCCGACCACCUGUGCAACAUCGCCCUGCAGGAGACUCACAAUGCUGUGCUGCCUGUCCACGUGCCCUGGGGCCUCUGUGAGCUUGCCAGGCUGAUAGGUUUCACACCAGGUGCUAAAGAUCUCUUCAAGCAGGAGAACUAUUUGGCUUUGUACCGCCUGCCAAGUGAUGAGAUGGUGAAGGAAACCAUCCUGGGGAAGCUUUCAUCCAUCACCAAGAGGAGACCCCCCCUGAGCCACAUGAUUAACCUGUUUGUAAAGGACACCACUACCAGCACUGAGCAGAUGUUUUCUCAUGGGACAGCUGACAUCAUCCUUGAGGCCUGCACUGACUUUUGGGAUGGUACUGACAUCUACCCCCUCUCUGGCUCUGACAGGAAGAAGGUGCUGGAUUUCUACCAGCGAGCCUGCCUGUCAGGAUACUGCUCUGCCUUUGCCUACAAGCCCAUGCACUGUGCCCUGUCCUCCCAGCUCAAUGGGAAGUGCAUCGAGCUGGUGCAGGUGCCGGGGCAGAGCGCGAUCUUCACCUGCUGCGACCUCCCCGGCACCACCCCCAUCAAACAGAGCAGCCGCAGGAACAGCUGGAGCUCAGAUGAAGGGAUUGGGGAAGUGAUGGAGAAGGAAGACUGUAUCCAGGCUCUGAGUGGACAGAUCUUCAUGGGAAUGGUCUCAUCUCAGUAUCAGGCCCGCCUUGACAUUGUCCGCCUCAUUGAUGGAUUGGUCAAUGCCUGCAUUCGUUUUGUCUACUUCUCCCUGGAAGAUGAGCUCAAAAGCAAGGUGUUUGCUGAGAAAAUGGGUCUGGAGACUGGCUGGAAUUGUCACAUAUCCUUGACACCCAAUGGUGAUGUGCCUGGCUCAGAGAUCCCCCCAUCCAGCCCCAGCCAUGCUGGCUCCCUGCACGAUGACCUCCAUCAGGUUUCCCGAGAUGAUGUGGAGGGGCUUCUGCUGAUGGAGGAGGAAGGGCACUCGGAUCUCAUCAGCUUCCAGCCAACAGACAGUGAUAUCCCCAGCUUCCUGGAGGACUGCAACAGGGCCAAACUCCCCCGGGGGAUCCACCAGGUGAGACCUCACCUCCAGAACAUUGACAACGUGCCUUUGCUGGUGCCCCUGUUCACAGACUGCACCCCAGAGACCAUGUGUGAGAUGAUCAAGAUCAUGCAGGAGUAUGGGGAGGUGACCUGCUGCCUGGGCAGCUCUGCCAACCUUCGGAACAGCUGCCUCUUCCUGCAGAGUGACAUCAGUAUAGCCCUGGACCCUCUGUACCCAUCCCGCUGCUCCUGGGAGACCUUUGGCUAUGCCACCAGCACCACCCUGAGCGAUGGCUCUGAGGAGCUGACCCCUCUGCAGCUCUCAGGGCAGCUCAACAGCCUGCCCUGCUCCAUGUCCUUCCGCCAGGAGGAGAGCACCAGCAUCAUCAGGCUCAUAGAGCAGGCCAGGCACGCAACCUAUGGCAUCCGCAAGUGUUUCCUCUUCCUGCUGCAGUGCCAGCUGACCUUGGUUGUCAUUCAGUUCCUCUCCUGCCUGGUGCAGCUGCCCCCCAUCCUCAGUACCACAGACAUCGUGUGGCUCUCCUGUUUCUGCUACCCACUGCUCAGUAUCUCACUCCUGGGCAAGCCUCCCCACAGCUCCAUCAUGACCAUGGCAACAGGAAAAAACUUGACUUCCAUUCCCAAGAAGACUCAGCACUACUUCCUGCUCUGCUUCCUGCUGAAGUUCAGCCUGACCAUCUGCUCCUGCCUCAUCUGCUUUGGGUUCACCCUGCACGAGUCCUGCAAAGGGGUGAACACAACCAGCCUCAACCUCACAGCCUGCUCCUCCAUCAUGCUGCACAGCAAUGCUUAUGGUGCUCCUGACUGGUUUGGGACAUUUUCCAAUGCUCUCCUGGUAGCCCAGAAGCUCACAGCUGGCCUGAUUGUUUUGCACACAGUGUUCAUAUCCAUCACCCACGUGCAUCGCACCAAGCCCCUGUGGAAGAAGAGCCCCCUGUCCAACCGCUGGUGGACGCUCACUGUGGCUGUUGUAGUGCUGGGGCAAGUGGCACAGACUGUGCUGGACCUGAAACUCUGGGAAAACCUCAACUCUUCUUUGACCUUUAGCCACGUCUCCAUCUCUCCGGUCGCGUGGCUCCUGGGUUUUCUUUCCUUGGUCCUUGUGGUUAUCAUCAAUGAGAUUGUCAAGCUGCAUGAAAUCAGGGUCCGUGUCCGUUACCAAAAGAGGCAGAAGUUGCAGUUUGAAACCAAGUUGGGGAUGAAUUCGCCAUUUUAAAAACACCCAGCUCAAGUUCCCUGGGGCCAGGGCCAAACAGCCACUGGGAGAGUGGCUGCACCAAAGGCUCAGGGAAUUUUCCAUCACACAUGCAAACCAGACAGCCUCCUGGCAAAACUACACCUGCACCUUCCCAGGGCCCAGGCAGGGAUCCCCCCACAGGUAUGCAGCCCCCUCCCAGCCUACCAGGUACCCUCACAGGAACCUGCAAGCUCUGGUGCCUGUUCAGGCUGCUCUUCCUUUAUUUAUUUAUUACUGGAGGUAUUUGUUAGUAUCAUGGCGAUGCUAAAAUGAAGUGGCUCCUUUCCUCUUUGUGAGCAGAUGGGUUUCCUGGGCCUGGCAGGAGAAUCUGGCACCAGUAGGGCUGCUGAAGCAGGAGAUCUCUAUUGAAUCCCGUUUUGGUUUUUCACUUCAGCCCGUUCUCCGUGUGUGCAUGCCUGUGCAUGCCCUCCCACCUCCCUGCGCUGUGUCCGGGGCAAAGGAGCCUUCCCUCUUGCAGUCCCGAGUGCUGGGAGCUCUCAUUCCCGAGGGGACAGUGGGAACAGGCCAGCCCUGCCCUCUAGUGUCGCUGUCACGGCCGUGUGCUGGCUGUGUCGGCAGCGGGAUGAGGCAGGGCUUUGGGCACAGCCGCCUGUGAUCCGGUGCCGAGGGAGGGCAGCUCUGCCUGCCUGCGGGGAGCCAGCACGGCUCAGCUUCCUGCAGCCCUCUUGAACCAGCUUUUAUGUUCUUUAACAGCCCCCAGAGAGGUUUUGUAGCUCUUCUCCUGUUUGUGAUCCGAGCUGCUGUUCUGCUUCAGUAAUGUGCCUGCUUGAGACAAGCACAGCUCGAGAUAAAGCCUGAGCCCUGACUGUCCUGCCUUAGAGGGAGGGGAUGUCUUUCCAGGCAGGAUAUCUGCAACUUGCAGUUGUGACUAAUACAGAGCUGGUGAAUGGCUCCUUUUCCAAUCCCUGGAUUGUGCUGCAUCCAGUUCUGGCUCCCCAAGGCACAGGGAACCCCGCCCAAUCAUGUCUGUCUGUGAUAGUGCUGGGAAGUCUCUCCCCUCUGUGCUGAUGGCUUCACACAGAACCACAGAAUGCUUUGGGUUGGAAGGGGCCUUAAAGCUUUAUCUUGUUCCACCCCCUGCCAUGGGCACCCUGCCAUGGGCAGGGACACCUUCCUCUAUCCCAGGGUGCUCCAAGCCCUGUCCAGCCUGACCUGUAACAGUUCCAGGGAUGGGGCAGCCACAGCCUCCCUGGGCAACAUCUGCUCAGUGUUUUUCUGGAGGUCUCUUCGUUUGCCUGGAGGGACCCUCCCCUGAGGGCUCUGCCAAACCCUGAUCUGCCCCAGUGCAGCACACAAGCUCCUGAGCUCUGACCAGACCCCAUCUGUACUGGGAGCACUGGUCCUGCUGUGGGCUGACAGCCAAGGCCCACACAGGAGCACACAGGCUUGGCUCCCAGAAUAUUUGCAGGUCAUGGAGACACUGACUCUAAUUCUAAACACUGACUAAAGCUGGUAAAUCCUGGCCCUGGUUUUGGCCCCAACAUUUAACACUACAGUAUUUGGCUGUUACUUCCUCUUUGGUACCUGAGAUUACCAAGUGGGAGCUGAUCCCUCCUGGGCAGGCAGGGAGCUGGCUGGAACCCCCAAGCUCUGCCCUGCUGCUCCACCUUGUCUUCCUCACUUUUCAGCAUAACCAGAGAGCACAGACAUGGCUGAGUGUCUCUAAGCAAUACCCUCACCCUGCUGUGGGGCUGGCAGAGGAGCAGAGCUGGGUACAGCCAAGCCCUGAGCUCUGGGGACACACUGAGGGUGCUGGAGGGGCAGCUGGGGCUGUUCCAAGCCCGGGACCCGGUUCCUGCAGCUGCGGGUGGAUGUAGAGAUGCCAUGCUGGCAGGAUGGCACAGGACAGGGAGGCAGCAGCGCCCUGGGGAAGCACAGGGCUCUCAGGGCUCCUCCCCUGCACCAUAGCAGUGUCUGCCCACCUUUGCCAGCCAGGCUGGACUGUGCCCUCACUGCCCUGGCACCUGCAGGGCUCAGGGAGAACAAGCUGCACCUUUCUCAGCCUCAAUUCACUGAAUGCCAGCUCCAGAUCUGUGACACCUGGCCCCUGAGAAAUCAGCUUUCCUUCCCCAUGCCAGGGUGGGAUCACAAGUGGGGUAUGAUCUCUGUGGCCAAGCUGAGCUGGGGUCAGAGCAGCACAGAGCUGCUCGCUGCUGUCCCAGCUGUGCCCCCACCCACACCUCAGCUCUUGUCCUGUGCCAUGAACUGCUGUGGGUGUUGAAAAGCAGCAGAUUCCAGGGCUUCCUGCUGGCCACACCUUCCUCUAGAGAAGGCACCUUCAAGAUUUCCUCCUCUGGGUGAUCACAAAUGUUUAUUUUCCUGCAUCCUCCUUCCCCAGCUAGAUUGGAGGGAGCUAAAGUGUAUGAAUGGAGCCUUUAGGAUGGUCUUGCCAGUGCCACCCUUCCCUCAGCCAUUGAAGUGUCUAAGGGUCAGAGUGCAUGGCUUCAGAAGGAAAUUUCCUACAUCAAGAUGUUUUUAAAUGCUGUAUAUUUUAUAUUAAAUUUUUUGGGAUGUAUGUAAAAAUAUUUCAUUUGUAUUAAAACUUGUAAAUUGUAUAAAAAAGGAAAAAAAAAAAGAAACAAACCCAGACCCACAAGCAUCCAGUAUAUGAAUGGCAAUAAAUGAUUGUCUUGGAUAACACACCCAAGAGUUGGGAACGAGUUUGCACCCAGCAAAGGAAGGAGGUAAAAAUGUCUGUGGCUGCUGGGGUCACAGGGUGUGAUUUUCCUGUUUUAGGGACACAGCCAGAGCUUGAUGCUCCUGGGAUCCAGUUCUGGCCUUUUUCCCAGUUUCUGCUCAGCUUUGGGCAAAUCUGUCCAUCUCUGAAAGCCUCUUCCUACAAAGUUUGGUUUCCUGGAUCCCAGGCACUGCUUCAGUCGAGGCUGGAGGCACAGUGUGA
Messenger RNA from Melozone crissalis (California towhee), 7141 nucleotides. RefSeq names its product transmembrane protein 94 (gene TMEM94). The coding region runs from base 145 to 4200 and encodes 1351 amino acids. The transcript is spliced from 30 exons. The record is from RefSeq and is a predicted model, not a curated record. Lineage: Eukaryota; Metazoa; Chordata; Aves; Passeriformes; Passerellidae.